Messenger RNA from Lytechinus pictus (painted urchin), 4695 nucleotides. RefSeq lists its product as uncharacterized. Lineage: Eukaryota; Metazoa; Echinodermata; Echinoidea; Temnopleuroida; Toxopneustidae. The record is from RefSeq and is a predicted model, not a curated record. Bases 4096 to 4695 code for a protein of 199 amino acids. The transcript has 3 exons.
GUAGUCCUAACUAAAGACUGUAGUUUUAAGUAUAUAUUUGUUUUAAUUGUUAUAAACAAGAUAAGGUAUCUCAUGUGGUCUUAAUAUGUAAUGCGAGCGCGAAGUGCGAGCUCAAAUUCUUUGAUAUUUUAUGUCCUUAGACCUGAAGAUUCUGAGGAGAUUGUAUAAUCAUGAAAAAAAAAAGUAUCCAACUAAACAAUGCGAGCGCGAAGCUCGAGCCGAAAUUCUAUUAUAGUAACGUGAAAAGGGACUCAAUUAGGACUGGUUUUUUAGUGAUUAAUGAAGAGGAUACAAGUAUCACCAAUUAAAUAAUGAGAGUGCGAAGCGCGAGCUCAAUAUUCUGACAUUCCGACCUGAAAACUGGACAGUCUAAGCGCGUUUUUAUUUAAAUAAAGAACAAGCUGUGUGUCUCAAACAAUAAUGCGAGCGCGAAGCACGAGCUUAAUUUUUUGAUAUACUGACAUGAUAAAGGAGCAUUUUGACAAAUUUUGGUAAGAAUUUCCAAAGAGGAUAGGUAACUCACAAAUCAAACAAUGCGAGCGCGCAGCGCGCGAGCUGAAAAUUUUGAUAUAUAUAAACAAUUUGUGUAAAUCAAACAAAAUAAUGAAAGCUUGAUGUGCGAGCUCAAAUAUUGUUUGCAAAUUGAUUUCAGAACUGGAUAUAUAAGUGCCAUUUAAUCCUCUUGAAUGUGAUUCAUUACACAGGCAAUGCGAGCGCGAAGCGCGAGCGAAAAUUUGUAUAUAAAGUCUAUUUUCCAAUUCUUCCCCUCACUUUUUUUGGUUUCCUUUCGGGGUCGGGCCGGCCGUUACGAGGCUGUAAAUUACACAUCAUGGGUAUGAUACCUCUUUCUUACUUUUCUUUCUGUUUUUCAUAGUUUCUAUCAAGUUAAAGAGUACACUUUUUUUUGUAGGUUGUCAAAAAAUAGGGGGGCCGGGGCCGGCUCGGCCCCCUCCUGGAUCCGCGCCUGUAACAUAAGAAAAAUGAAAGUGGGGAUGUGACAUCAUCAGUCCGCCUAUUUAAUAUUCAUGAAGACAUGCCUAGAACUGUUUCACCGGAAUAAUGCAAAUUUUUAAAAUUCAAUAACUUCGUUAUUUGUUGUCCGAUUCUGAUCAAAUUUUCAGCAUUUUCCUCUGUGAAUUUUACUCUAUUCAUUGAAAUAUAUAUAUCUCCAGCCUGGAGCAUCCCUUUAACUCAGAAAAGGGCAAGGUGAUGUUGAAAAAAAAUAAGGGCUAUGGAAAAUGAUCCUUUUUUUGAUUACCCUUUUCUAGGCAUGUAUUGUGCAGUGUAUUUACAUGCUAUCAUACUGUAUAGAGUUUUGUAGAUAUGUUUACUGCAGAGAUUGUAUCUGAGAAAUCGACUCUGAAUCAUUUUCAUUAGAUUUGAUUGAGGAUCAUUAUAGCACUUAACAGUGCAAUUACCUUUCCCGUAGAUUAAAGAAAGAACAGACAUUUCCCCUUUUGACUACUACAGAUGUGAAGUUUCACAGAGAAUUUAAAAAAAAAAUGUAUACAUAUUAUUCAAUAUCACACUCCUAGUGAGCCAUUGCAGUUUGUCUAUUUGUAAGUUUUUAAAGGCAAAUUGACAGUGAAGAUGAAAUGUAUAUUGUGUGCUCUAAAGAGAUUGCAUGUACAUGAUGUUUUCUGUUGGUAACUACAGAGAUUAUACCACUACAAAUGAGACUGAAUCACUAAUACAGAAUCAUAUUGGGAAUUCAAAAGCUUUGUGAAAUGCACUUUUUUUCACAUUUACAUCUUGGUUAUUGCAAUAGUGAUGACUGUUUUUUUUAUUCCUUUCUAAUAGUGAGGUUUUUUUUUUAUAUUAUUGCAAAACUGCAGCUAUUUUGUAUUCCCAUUUACAAAAAGUUUCAGUGCAGUUUAUCUGACAUAUGAAAGACAAUAACUAGUGAAUGAAUGUGAUAUAAUGUUCCUGUCUUUUGACAACCGGUUUGAAAAAUGUCAAUCACUUCGGUGUAAGAAUUAAAUGCAUUGUCUUGAUGAAUUCAAUUUUAUGUAAUGUAUUAAUACACUGUAUACAUGUACGGUGGUUCUAAGAAUUUAGUGAACCCCACCAGAAAAAGCACUCCUGCAUGCAGAGUGUUGAGUGGAGACAACAACACAGUACACUACAGUGUUUGGUGAGCCCAGACAAACAAACUUUAUUGAAUGUAAUUAUUGUAUUACCUGACUUCAGGAUAAAAUAUAAAAAUAUGGCAGACUUGAACACUUGAAAUAUAUUCAUUGUCUGGUGGGGUUUACAAACUUCUUACCACCACUCUAAUUCAUUCCUGAUUGUGAGUGUUAUAUUGCUUGUAUGUGGCAGUAAGAGUGCAGCGUGGGACUUUAAUUCAUGUGUAAAGUCAUUCAUAAAAUGAAAUGAUACAUGUAUAUCCCUAAAGACCAAGUCUUUGUAGCGGAUACAUUUCAUCAUCACUCAUUGAUCACUCAUACAAGAACAAGCCAGUUAAAUUGACACAAUCAUAACACAUCAAAUCAAGAAGACACAACGGCAUACAAUCUAACUCACAAAUGCAUCAAAAGUUCACAAAUGAGAGAUGAAAGCAAAAAACAAAAUCAGGGAUGAAUUUGUUUUAUUUUAUUUUAUUGGUGUAUACAUGAAUAUUAACCAGCAGCACAUGCUGAAGGGGCCAAUGUACAAAUGCAUGAAUUACAAUAUAACGAAGCAAAUAAAAAAUAAUUACAGUAUUCUAUCAAAACUUAGUGUAAUACUAGAUAUCACAUGACAUGAAAGUUAUAAGAAAAGAGGGAUAAGCACGAGAAGAGAGAGGGAGGGGGGGGGAGAAAUGUGUGUGUGAGAGAGGGGGUAGUACUUAUAAAUGUAUAGAUAAAAUUUAGUGAAGUACAUGCAGAAAGAGAAAAUGGUGAAGGAGAGUGAAAUGAAAAGAUAGAUCAUAAACUCGUGAACUUUAAUUUUUCAUAUUUUCCUUUUAACUUGCCCUUUAAUUCAUUAGAAUUUCAUACAUUCUGCACAUCAGCGGUGGUGAUCUUGGGGGAAGUGACAUUGUCCCCACACUUAUUUAAGUACUAAAAAAGUGCCCCUUUUUCCAAAGAAAAAUGCCCCUUUUUCCAAAGAAAAAUGCCCCUUUUUCCAAAGAAAAAUGCCCCCCCCCCUUACAAACGUGCCCAGUGACACUUUUUCUUAGAAGGACCAGUUUAUUAUAAAAAUAAGGGGGGGGGGGGGGGCUCUCACACUUGAACAUUUUAGCCAGCGCAUGCCAACAUACUUAGGCUGUAUCACUUUUCAUGAAAAUAGUUUCUUAAAUCAUUUAGCUAGCCACACAAGCAAUUAUUCUAUAAAGAACUUGGAUUCUUGAUAGUGUGUGUUGCUAUUUUCAAGGAUUGUUUAUAAUAUCAAGAUUAGACUAGUUAAUAUUGAAAAAAAAAACGGUUGGCCAUACAUACAGUACGUCGGCAUACUUAUGCUGCAUGGCUAAAAUGUCAAGGUGUGACAACCGAACAUCAUUAAGAAAUGUGAUAACAAUGAUAUCAUGCCAUUGUCACUCUGUUUAUUCCGGUUGGUCUGAUAACACAGUGGUACCUGGAAAGAGUUUCCCUUUAAGAGGAUGGGACGGGUUAAUAAUAACAGGUGUACAGAUGGAAGGAGGGGAGCUUGAGGAGCACUACAGAAUAAUGUUUAUGAAGAGGAAAAGAGCGAAAUAGGGAGAACUUGAAUAGUUCAGCCGGCGUCAUUUAAAUCGAGUGAGACCGUUUACUUUCAAAGUGGGAGCGAGCCAAUCAACAAUGUGUGUUUUUCUCUCAUUUACUGUGUUAUAAAUAGCUAGUCUUGAAAUCCACUUUUUGUGGAAACUAUGAAUAAUAUAGAGAAUAAAUUUGCCUUGAAUGUUGUUUGAAUAGAGACACUAAACUGUUUUCAGAGGAAAAGUAAUUGCUUUGCUCCUUGGUAUCAUACUUAUUGCGGUAUGAAUACCCCGAGUAGUGUGAGUGUGUUAUCCUUCAAGCGGGUCUAUAUUACAAGCCUAUAUCGUUAACUGUUCAGAAUGUUGGAUUGUGGGUUGGGAACCUGGUCAGAUUUGAGUAGCCGAGGACCUAAGAUGGCACUGUGCAGCUGCUGGUUCGUAUGUGCUUUAAAUUUUCCUCAUUACAUCCAGGCAUAACAACUUCUGAGCUGGACAUUGACAGCCAUCUCCUGGCUGAGGAUGUGGUCUAUACUUUCACUGCCUUCGCCACCAAUUUCUUGGGUGGAACUGGUGUCGGGACUCUUGAUGUGGUCCGUACUCCCGACAUGGUCCCGGGCAUAACGAUCGUACCAAGUGCCAUUACACCAAGGAGGGUCAUGCUGUCAGAAAGCUUCUAUCUUCACGCCCAAGUCACAUUUUACUCCGACUGCGAGGGAGCCGAACCGACGGAAACAGAUUAUACGUGGUCAACGGAUCAUAAUGACGUCAUAUUAGAUGAGACAACAAAAAACUCCCGGUCCCUCUACGUACCAGCUUUCUCUCUUCCAGCUGACACUUCCAUCACCUUCACUGUGGCAAUUCAAGGCGCAAAUGGCACUGCCGGUCCGAAUAGUGACGUCACAAUUACAACGCAUUCGUCCGAUCCCGUGGCGGUGAUCGUCGGUGGUCGGGAGAGGAAUAUCGGUAUCGGCAGUGGGCUGGUGGUGCUGGACGGCUCCGCAUCACGUGACCCAGAUCGCAGUGGUAACGAUCAUUUAUAG